AUGGACUCGAUUCCCCUCGCCUAUCUCCCUUGCGACUGCUGGGUACAGAUACUAGAGUAUCUGCCAAAACAGGACUUGAAUAACCUGUCACAAGUUUCUCACGAUAUUCGUGCCUCAACUGAGCUAUUCCUGUAUCGACGAAUCCACUGGGACUGGAAGAAUCCCCCGACCCACAAAAUCUUGGCCCUCCUGCGAACUAUCUCCGAGCGACCAGAGUUGGCUUACUACAUCUGGCAUGUUAGCUUUGUAUGGUGGGAUGUGGAAUCCGAGAGAACAGAGGUCUUCCUCCCCAAAGGAGGAAUGGCUGGCUGGGCCAAGAUGAUGCUACGGUUUAGGCCCACUUUGAGAUGGGCACGGAAGGUUGUUCGAGAGGCACAAUACCCAAAGCUCGAUGCCAAAUGGCUCCCAGGACUGUCUGAUGGAGACCCUUACGUCUACGCCACCUUGCUGGUCUCGCAACUGCACAACCUUCGCAGCCUUCGACUGGACUUUUCGUUCGUGCUUGAAGGUGGCUUCCCUGGGGAAAUGUUGCAUCAUUCUCUCUUCGGUAACGCACCCCCUGGUGCAAUAAGUCGGUUUUCAAAAUUGGAAAUGGCCGACUACGGAAGCAAUUUGCCUCUCACGGAAUUCCGCGACGCUGUCAGAUUUGGCGCAUCUUGUCAAUUCGUGCCCUGGUUCCACCUUCCUUCCUUGAGAACUCUCGAGAUAUGGCUCCAUAACAUGGAGGGAAUUUGUUUCUUCCCUGCACAGACGCCGAGAGGAUUCUUGAAUUUGCCAAACCUGCGCAGUCUUGUUAUAGCCAAGACACGUGCUCCACCUGAGGACAUCGCUACACUGCUGUCUCAACUGCCAUAUCUCGAGUCAUUGCAUGUGGGCAUGGCCUACAAAUGCCGGGAAACUGCCGAGUUUCUCAGGGAGCCUAAGUGCCUCAUUCGUGCCUUGGAGACUUGCGGUCAAUCUAUCAAGCAUCUUUCUCUCGGCGUGGAGAUUCUCCCAUGUUGCCGCGAAACCUUCCGUCUGCUUGCGAUGGAUGAAGGUGGGAAGCCUUUUCGUGGCAUUUUGAAGAGGUUUCCUAAACUAAAAACGGCAUCUUUACCGCUCUACUUCCUCAUCGGUUGGGAUACAGAGCCCUACGAGCUUCGAGAUGUACUGCCAUCAACUCUUGAAGCCCUUCAUAUAAGCUCUGAUCUCUGGCAGCCCUCAGAAUGGACGGGAUUCGAAAUGGAAGCGCUCAAGGCAUUAGAGUCAUUGAUGAGACACAAACAAAAAGGCUCUCACCCUUCUCUCGAAACUUUCUCCUACCAUGGAAUGCAUACGGUUCAUACUCCUGAACGCAAUGCUCUGGGCCUCCACGACCAAUUCAACUACAUCUACUUGAUUAAGCGGGAAGCAAUGAAUCUAUUCUGUCGCAGAAAAGGGUACAAACUGUUUACUCGAUAUUCUGACUGCGCAAAUGGUUUCAUGUCAAAGAGUGCGACAUGGAUAGACAACGUCGUUUACUGGCUCCCUUGGCCGUUCGUUAGGGUCGAUGAGCUCCCUGCAAGCAUGCCUCGAUAUUCUAUCGCCACAACGGCCAAAUCAUUGCAUGAGGAAUUAACUGGUCCAAAUGAAUGGGUGCAAAUCCAAUUCAUGUGA
Molecule: messenger RNA, 1635 nt
Organism: Penicillium egyptiacum
Lineage: Eukaryota; Fungi; Ascomycota; Eurotiomycetes; Eurotiales; Aspergillaceae
Source: the annotation of a GenBank genome assembly